Molecule: messenger RNA, 2718 nt
Organism: Peromyscus leucopus (white-footed mouse)
Lineage: Eukaryota; Metazoa; Chordata; Mammalia; Rodentia; Cricetidae
Gene: Dnali1
Product: dynein axonemal light intermediate chain 1
Exons: 6
Coding region: 524-1300 (258 amino acids)
Cellular component (GO): axoneme; filopodium
Molecular function (GO): dynein heavy chain binding
Source: RefSeq, a predicted model, not a curated record
AAGCGCUAGGAUUAAAGGCGUGCGCUACCACGGCCCGGCUUUUAAAAAAAAAGAAAAGUCUUAUGUGGGAAAGCUAAUCCAACGCUGUUCGUGGCGGAAUGUUGAUAGUUAACAAUACACAGACAAGUACUCAAUAAUAGGAAAUUCUUUUUUGUUUCUUGAGACAGUGUCUUUAUGUAGCCUUGGCUGCAGAGAUCCACCAGCCUCGCCUUCCAAAUGCCAAUCGUUGCCAAACAAUCUAAGGAGUCAGGAGAUAACUUCCAUUUUUAGGCUCAGGAAAGAUGGUUUGCCCAUGUCAUCACAUCCCUUAUCAGACCUAGCGGUAGGGCUCCAAUCUCGUUUACCAAGAAGCCUGGAGUUUGCGGAGCCAGCUCAGUAGAACAAAACUUGCACGCGGCCAGCUCCACCUCCCUACGAAGCCCCGCCCCAUCCAUGGGGCAAGGCGAGGAGGGGUUUCCAUGGUGACCGCAAACAAGACCCCACCUGGAGGGACCGCUACAGAGUUGACACCCCUGCUGCCACCAUGAUACCCCCCGCAGACUCUCUGCUCAAAUAUGACACCCCGGUGUUGGUGAGCCGGAACACUGAAAAACGGAGCCCCAAGGCUCGGCCCCUGAAAGUCAGCCUCCAGCAGCCUGGACCCUCAGGUCCAGUCCCACAGCCACCCAAGGCCAAGCUACCCUCGACUUCCUGCGUCCCAGAUCCUGCAAAACAGGCAGAAGAAAUCUUGAAUGCCAUCUUGCCUCCAAGGGAAUGGGUGGAAGACACACAGCUAUGGAUCCAGCAGGUGUCCAGCACACCCAGCACCAGAAUGGAUGUGGUGCAUUUGCAGGAGCAGCUGGACCUGAAGCUUCAGCAGAGACAGGCCAGGGAGACAGGCAUCUGCCCUGUGCGCAGGGAACUCUAUUCUCAGUGUUUCGACGAGCUGAUCCGGGAGGUCACCAUCAACUGUGCAGAGAGGGGGCUGCUGCUGCUGCGGGUCCGGGACGAGAUCCGCAUGACCAUCGCCGCCUACCAGACUCUGUAUGAGAGCAGCGUGGCAUUUGGCAUGAGGAAGGCACUGCAGGCCGAACAGGGGAAGUCAGACAUGGAGAGGAAAAUUGCAGACCUGGAGACAGAGAAGAGAGAUUUGGAGAGGCAAGUGAAUGAACAGAAGGCAAAAUGUGAGGCCACUGAGAAGCGGGAGAGCGAGAGGCGACAGGUGGAGGAGAAGAAACACAAUGAGGAGAUCCAGUUCCUGAAGCGGACCAAUCAGCAGCUGAAGGCCCAACUGGAAGGCAUUAUCGCACCAAAGAAGUGAUAAUUUCCAUAUGGGUCUCAGCAGGCACUCCGCCCCAUCGUAAGCCAGUUGUAAUAAAAAGCCAGUUUCCUGAGUGAACAACCCAUCCCCUCCCCUGAUCACCACUCCUGUAAUUGUUAGAACUGUUGCCCAGUGCAUGAAACACCUAUGGUCUAGCAGCAGCCAGGCUCCUGGUUGGGCAAUGGAAGGUGGUGUAACUCGGUGUCCAUGUGCAGCUUACAGAUUGGCCUGGGGAUGUCAUCUCAACAACUCAGGAAGCAAGUGUUUCCCCAGAGAAACUCCUCUUGCACCAAGUUCAGUUCAGUUCUCCUUGUCUCUUGGGCUUCCCUGGGACAUCCUUCCUCUUCAUCACUUCUCUAGUGUAACCUAGCAACUUAGUUCCGAGUUUGCUUUUCGUCUCCUAAGACCCUGUCCUCAGUCUGCCUGGCUCCGUGAGGAAACAGACAACCCAUGCUCACUGAGAGGUAUCCAAGUCCCAGUAUCCUGAGAGCUGUCUGCACCCAGGUCCUCCCCAUUGCACCUUCUGACUCCACACUCCCAACUAGUCAUAAUGAACAGCCAAGGAGGUAGCCACAUCUCACACGCAGUUCUAGUCAGGUUGUGGCCUAGACAGUUUGUAGAUCCAGAAGACUCAAAUUACAGACAAAUUUCCAUUCAGGGAAGCCCAAAGUGGGAGCGGACAGUGAACUUGGUGACACCCAUCAUUCAGUCAAGUGUCAGGACAGUUCUUAAGGCAGCACUAACAUUUCCUCCUCCCUUUUGGUGGGACUGCCUCAAGUACACAGCACCCGUGAAGGGGUGCCAGAAAGGACUCACUCCCUGGAGGCUUUGCCCUCCAGCCCAGUCCAGGCUUACUGCAAGGCUUCUGAUCCUAAGAGCUGUUCUGAGUUGACUAUAUCCCAACACUCUGACCUUAUAGAAGUCACAUCUUUGACUCGCACCCAGUAUCCUGAGGAACUAGGUCUGCAUUAGAGCAAGCUGCCGUGCCGCCACCUUCCCGGAAGAGCCCGGCCCCUGUGGUGUGCUGGCGUUGUGGCCUGCACAGGAAAGCACCAAGCGAACUCAGCGCAGUUAUCGAGCACUCGCCAUUCCUGCCAGCCUCACCACGAACGUCUCUGAAGCACUUGUGCCCUUCCCGCCCUGGAGGCUCGGUUCCCAGCGCUGUGAGUAGAGCAAGAGAAGAACCCACGUCCGUAGGAGACACACACUUCUGUGUGUCCCACUCUGGAGGAAUGAAGGCCAGGUCAAGUGUUGGAAAACUCUGGCUGAGGAUUUACUCUCACUAGCACUGGGGUACAGCCCCACCUGAUAAGCUUCCCAAGUGUGUUGUGUCUUACAGAUGCCAACUGGGCACGAGAAAAAUGAACACAAUUCCUAUGGCACAUUUUUGUAUAAUUUAAUAAACAACUUUCUAGAUG